This is a messenger RNA of Helianthus annuus (common sunflower), 3353 nucleotides long. RefSeq names its product alpha-mannosidase At3g26720. The transcript has 28 exons. The record is from RefSeq and is a predicted model, not a curated record. Gene Ontology annotation, biological process: mannose metabolic process. Bases 127 to 3171 code for a protein of 1014 amino acids. NCBI's taxonomy places the organism in Eukaryota, Viridiplantae, Streptophyta, Magnoliopsida, Asterales, Asteraceae. Gene Ontology annotation, molecular function: carbohydrate binding; alpha-mannosidase activity.
AGACAGGUUGGUGUAGGUGCACAAAUAUUUUAUCAACAAAAUAACAUAAUUAUACCAUGGUUAACGUUACCUUUACUCAACUAUGAUUAUUAUUGUACCUAUUUGACUUGUAUCUAUACUGACCAAAUGCUGCAAAUCCGGCCACCGGAGACGAUGAAGCCGUUACUCAAUAUCUCAUUCUUCCUCCUCCUACUCAUCUGCGCCAUUGACUGCAAGUAUAUGGUGUAUGACACUUCUCAAACAAUACAACCUAACAAACUCAAUGUUCAUCUCGUACCUCACUCUCAUGAUGACGUAGGCUGGCUCAAAACCGUCGAUCAGUACUACACCGGUGCUAAUAACUCAAUUCGAGGUGCCUGUGUUCAAAACGUCUUGGAUUCCGUCAUUUCCGCUUUGCUCGAUGACAAAAAUCGCAAGUUCAUCUACGUUGAAAUCGCGUUUUUUCAGCGAUGGUGGAAUCAGCAGAGUGAGAUACUUAAGGAUAAGGUCAAGGAGCUUGUUAAUAACGGUCAACUUGAAUUUAUAAAUGGGGGAAUGUGUAUGCACGAUGAGGCCACACCGCAUUACGUAGACUUGAUCGAUCAGACGACUUUGGGACACAUGUUUAUAAAUAAGGAGUUUGGUCAAAAGCCGAGAGUUGGUUGGCAGAUCGAUCCGUUCGGUCACUCUGCAGUUCAAGCUUACUUGCUAGGAGCUGAGGUGGGGUUUGACUCACUGUUCUUUGCUCGAAUGGAUUAUCAAGAUAGGGAAAAGAGGAAAAUUGAAAAGACUCUUGAGGUUGUAUGGCGGGGUUCCAAGUCUCUUGGUUCGUCUUCACAGUUGUUUACCGGUAUAUUUCCCAGACAUUAUGAUCCCCCGGAUGGUUUCACAUUUGAGAUAAAUGAUGUAUCUCCACCUAUUCAGGACGAUCAUCUCCUUUUUGACUACAAUGUUCAAGAACGGGUCAAUGAUUUUGUAGCCGCUGCCAUUGCUCAAGCUAAUGUAACAAGGACAAACCAUAUAAUGUGGGCAAUGGGAACCGACUUUCGCUAUCAAUAUGCAGUUUCAUGGUUCAGGCAGAUAGACAAAUUUAUACAUUACGUUAACCUGGAUGGGCGUGUGAAUGCACUAUAUUCUACCCCAUCGAUUUACACAGAUGCAAAAUAUGUAGCUAAUGAAACAUGGCCUCUGAAAACCGAUGACUUCUUCCCAUAUGCCGAUAAAGCAAACACCUAUUGGACUGGAUACUUUACUAGCAGGCCAAAUUUUAAAGGUUAUGUCAGGACAAACAGUGGUUACUAUACGGCAGCAAGGCAGUUAGAAUUCUACAAAGGCAGGAACAGUUCCGGACCAAAUACAGAUGCGCUAGCCGAUGCUCUUGCAAUCGCUCAACAUCACGAUGCAGUUAGCGGUACACAAAGGCAACACGUGGCUUCUGAUUAUGCAUUGCGUAUCUCAAAGGGCUAUGCAGAAGCUGAGGAAGUCGUUGCUUCUUCGUUGGCGUCUUUAACAGCAUUAAAAUCCGUUGGCACGUUUCAGCAGUGUCCUCUCCUUAACAUAACUUAUUGUCCUCCAUCAGAAGCUGUUCUCGGUGAUGGAAAGAGUUUGGUGGUGGUUGUCUACAACCCUAUAGGAUGGAAGAGAGAAGAAGUUGUCCGAUUUCCAGUUACUUCGCGUGAAAUAAUGGUCCGGGAUUCAGACGGAAAAGAAAUUGAAUCACAGCUUACUCCCAUACACAGCCCCCCAUUGGACAAUAGGUAUUACCAUGUUCAAGCAUAUACCGGUAAAACUCCAAGUACUACACCGCAUUAUUGGCUUGCGUUUACGGCAUCUGUACCACCUCUCGGUUUCAGCACCUACAUUGUCUCAACUGCCAAAGACACAGAUACAAGUGCAACAGUGGCAACCGUGUGGAAUUUUACUUCAGAUACUGGUGAUAGAAUUGCAGUUAUUGGUAGUGGGAAUUUAAAGCUGCAUUUUGAUACAGAGGAGGAAAAGCUUACACGUUAUAUCAAUAACAGAACCAUGGUUGAAGAAUCCUUUGAAUACUCAUACAGCUACUAUGCCGGGCACAAUAGCACAAAUCAGGCCUCUGGAGCGUACAUCUUCCGUCCUAAUGGCAAGUUUCCAAUAAAACCUGCAGGACAGAAAGCUUUUAGAGUUAUAAAGGGUCCACUAUUGCAUGAGCUGCAUCAAGAGACCAAGCCGUGGAUACAUCAGCUCACUCGUGUAUACAAAGAUAAGGAGCAUGCUGAAAUGGAGUUUAUGCUUGGACCUAUACCUAUAGAUGAUGGUGUUGGGAAAGAAUUAAUUACUCAGAUCACAACUAGCUUAAAGACAAACAAGACAUUCUAUACCGAUUCUAACGGGAGAGACUUCAUCAAAAGGCUUCUCGAUUACAGAACUGACUGGGAUCUGGAAGUUAAUGAGCCAGUUGCUGGAAAUUACUACCCAAUAAACCUUGGAGCUUAUGUUGAGGACGGAAGUACGGAACUUUCGGUGUUAGUAGAUCGUGCAGUAGGUGGCUCGAGUUUAGUAGAUGGUCAAAUAGAACUAAUGCUCCAUAGGAGGCUAUUAUUCGAUGAUGCCAAAGGUGUUGGUGAGGUGCUAAACGAGACAAUAUGUGUCGUCGAUGAUUGCAGGGGCUUGAUUCUCACAGGCAAGUAUUAUGUUAGAAUCGAUCCCAAGGGAGAUGGAGCCAAGUGGCGUCGCACACUUGGUCAAGAAAUUUAUUCUCCACUCCUUCUAGCAUUUGCAGAACAGGAAGGAAAUGAUUGGACAAGUUCUCAUGCAUCAUCCUUCUCGAUGAUUGAUGCAUCCUAUAGCUUGCCUAACAACACAGCAAUUAUAACUCUACAGGAGCUUGAAAGUGGAACAGUACUCCUUCGUCUGGCUCAUCUUUACGAGGUGGGGGAGGACAAAGAUUAUUCUGUAAUGGCAAGUGUGGAGCUGAAGAAGUUAUUCCCAAAUAGAAAGAUAAGCAAAGUGACGGAAAUGAAUCUAUCUGGUAAUCAAGAAAGAGAUGAGAUGGAGAAGAAGAGGUUAAACUGGAAAACGCAAGAUUCAUCAGAAGCCAAGAUUGUGAGGGGAGGUGGUGUUGAUCCUGAAAAGCUAGUAGUGGAACUUGGGCCGAUGGAAAUCCGGACGUUCUUUGUCGACUUUGAUUAUCUAAAGAUGUUUGCUUCUGAAUGAUGACCACAAUGUGGUCAUGUGAGGUGUAUUUGACCACGUUCUUUUUAUCGUUCAUCCUUUUGGUUGAUAGUCGUCUUGUGCUCGAAAAUGAGUCCGAGUUUGGUGUCAUCAAGGAAUUAAUAAAACAAAUUCACUUUGCAACAAUGGAAAGGGAAACCAAUUCGCUUUCUUUUAAGGCCAAA